CUUAAAAUUGAAGCAAGGAUUGAAAAGUUAGAUACAAGUCCGUCUAUGGGAUAAAAAAAAUCUUUUUUAAACUCAAACUUCUUUUUCGCAAACAGUUUGUCAAUAAAGUUUUGUUUGAACGCGUCGUUUCAAAGAUGGCGGUGGUUCAGAGAGGAGUUCCACCUUCUCUAUCAGCCAAAGUGACAGGCUCAUUUGCCUAUUUGACUAUCCGGGACAGACUGCCGACCAUUCUGACAAAAGUUAUUGACACAAUCCACCGCAACAAAAGCAAGUUUUUUGAGGAACAUGGCGAGGAGGGCAUCAACGCAGAGAAACAAGCGAUAGCUCUUCUGUCAAAGCUGAGGAAUGAGCUGCUGACUGACAAACCUGUCAUUGAACUGACGGAUGGUUUGGAAGACGCAGACUCCUGGAAUGAGUAUCUGCAGAGACAACAGAGGCUGCAGGGCGACCAGGAGCCUGUCAGCUGGUUCACGUCUCCGUGGCUUUAUGUAGAAUGCUACAUGUACCGCAGGAUCCAAGAGGCAGUCAGUCUGAACCCCCCCAUCAGUAACUUUGAUGUCUUUAAUGAAGGAAAGACUCAGAGCUUUUAUGAGUCUCAGAAGGCUGUGAUGACUCUGUGUACUUUUCUGGAGGACAUCCAAAAGAACGCAGAGAAGCUCUCUCCGGAUCGGUUGUCGGAGGAUUUCAACAAACUGCUGCAGAUCUCUUUGUGGGGCAACAAGUGUGAUCUUUCCAUCUCCGCUGGGCAAGACAACUCUCAGAAGAUCAGCCCCAUAGACGCCCUCGCCAGCCUGCAGCCGUUUAUCUUGGUGAAUGACUCCGGCAUGGUGUGGUCGAGUCUGAUGUCUUCACAAAGGGCUGGAGAGUCUGUGGACAGAGUGGACAUUGUUCUAGACAAUGCAGGCUUUGAGUUAGUCACUGACUUGGUCUUAGCAGAUUUCCUGGUGUCCUCGGGCCUCGUACGCAAGAUUUAUUUUCAUGGAAAAUCCUUCCCGUGGUUCGUCUCCGAUGUGACUGCUAAUGACUUUCACUGGACUGUCCGGCAGACCAUGGCGGCCAAUCACAAGUGGAUGUCCAAGAGAGGUUUCCAGUGGCAGAACUAUUUGAAAGUGGGUGCGUGGAGCUAUCACGAUCACCCUUUCUGGACUCAGCCCCAUGAGUUCUGCGACAUGGCAGCCGAUGCUCCUGACCUGUAUUCGCGUUUGCAGCAGGCGGACUUGGUUCUGUUCAAAGGGGAUCUCAACUACAGGAAGCUGACGGGGGACAGGGCCUGGGACCACACGGUGGAGUUCAGCACUGCGCUGCAAGGGUUCCAGCCUGCACCGCUGUGCAGUCUAAGAACCCUCAAGGCCAACGUCCAGGUUGGUCUCCAGCCAGGCCGAGGCGAGAAGCUCACCUCCAGAGACCCAACCUGGAUGACUAACGGAAAAUACGCCGUCAUUCAGUUCUACAGCCCUAAGCCGGUCUGAGCUGUGGGUCACAAUGUGGUUCAUUAAAACAGGAUGGAGGUCAAAAGCAAAAAAAUAAAUAAAAUUGGAGGUUUCUUACCUUUCAGCACUUCAUUAGAUUCAGCUGUUUUAUAGUUUUGUUCAUAAUUUUUCAUGAGUAACAUCAUCUCAUGCUUUAAGUAGCUUUUUUUUUAAUCAUUACAUGAAUUCACAAAGUAAAUUUGGACAUUUUCUGUAACAUAUUUUUAUUUUCAAGACUUGUUUGCUGAACAUGUUUACAGAUUAAUGUUUGUGGAUCUCGGUGAUAUUGGAGCUGCAAACCGUGUGCAUGCACUGAAAAGAAAGUAAACUAUAAUUAUUGUUCAUUUCCUAAGCAUUUUUUUAUUAAUUAAAUAAAAACAACUAAACUGCAAAUUAUCUGACAUUUUUUUUAUUAUUCCAGAUUACAAAUUAGUUUUUUUCUUUUUUCAAAUCUCUCCUGUAGUUCAAAUAUUUUUCAAUUCUUUCAUAAAUAAAUCUUGGACAGAUAAUGUUGCAACAUUGGCACAAAUUUCGUUUUCCUUGAUUAGAUUUUAAAUUUUGGAAGCGGGCCGCUCCACGGAAACUAGAGAUUAAAAGUUGGCAAAGAAGAACUGAAAACAUGGCAGCAUUAUCUAGAAUGGCGAAAAACAUUCCAAAUAUUUACACAAGUCUGAUCACUUGCAGUAAAGUGAAUCUAAAGACUUCAGUAAUGCCAAAUGCUCAAACAGGAGCUCCGAUUUGAUCAAUAAAAGAAAAGUUUCUGAAGUUUUUUAAACCCAUAUUCCGAUUUUAUCUUGCUGCUGGAUUUUUUUUAUUAUGAAGGCAGAUUUGCCUGAAAGUUUGAUUUCAAAGUAAAGAUCAGAGGAAGGUUUGGGUGUUGAUUUUUAAUCUGAAUGGUUUGGAUUAAAGCUUUAAAUCUCCCUGGCCAAAAUCUGGAGUCCAUCCUGACGCCUGUCUGCGCUCAAAUAAAACACACACUUGUAAUAAACCUGAACAGAUGAAAAAGGUAAUAAAUAGAUGAAACUAA
Messenger RNA from Oryzias latipes (Japanese medaka), 2496 nucleotides. RefSeq names its product damage control phosphatase 1 (gene dcph1). Gene Ontology annotation, molecular function: phosphatase activity. NCBI's taxonomy places the organism in Eukaryota, Metazoa, Chordata, Actinopteri, Beloniformes, Adrianichthyidae. Gene Ontology annotation, cellular component: nucleus. Gene Ontology annotation, biological process: DNA damage response. The record is from RefSeq and is a predicted model, not a curated record.